AUAAAAGGUGUACUCGGGUGUACUCAAACUGUAGUAGUGUAACUCUCAAGUGUAACUGUACUGGUAUUCUAUGUUUAGAUUUAAUUCCGCAUGUGUUUUGUUCAUGUUUUGUGUUAUUUGGUAAUGUACGGUGCUCUAUGAUUCUUUAGUUCAAUGCAUCGUGUUUCCAGGAAUUAGAUGAUAAUUUUGUUCAUUUUUGAAGCUCACCCAGUUUUGUGCAUUCUUCAUUGUUUUUCUGUGCUGGCUAGCUGUUCUGCAGUUGCGAUUGAAUAUGGAAGAUCUACCACUUUUGUAUCUCGACCUCAAACUAAAAACCAAACGGAAAUUGAGGAAAUACCAACAUUUGCUUGCCAAAGAAACCGAUGCUGUUGUCACCAUUGAGUCGGAGAAUCUGAUGAUUUGCAACGCUGGACUUGUCAGCGGUAAUCAACGAGAAGAGCUAGUUCAGUUUUUUUCAUCAUUUGGCGCCAUUGAAGAGGUUUCCAUGUCACCAGGCAAAUCUUAUUCCUUCAUAAAAUUCAAACGUGCACAUGAUGCAAUCAAGGCCUUCAAAGAGGUGAAUGGACAAAAGGGUUUACCAAGCAUGAACUCCUGUUUGUACCUCCUUUUUGUUAAUAAGGUUCCACCCUUGUCAGUUUAUGAGGAUGUGCUGCCACCCGGUUUACUUUUACUAGAAAAUUUCAUCAACGAACAUGAAGAAGAGAUGCUUCUAAAUUGUGUCAUUUGGUCAUCUGUUGACUCAGAUCAAGAGAAAUGUUUGAAGCAUAGACAAGUGAAGCAUUUUGGCUACGAAUUUAGAUACAGUGACAACAAUGUCAAUAAAGAUGCGCCUCUGAUGGAAAGUAUCCCGCAAGAGUGUGGAUUUUUGUUUGAGCGUUUAAGCAAAAGUCGUCCUGAACUGUCCUUAUGGAUGCCUGACCAGCUGACAGUGAAUAAAUAUGAGCCAGGGCAAGGGAUCCCUCCACACAUAGAUACUCAUAGUGCGUUCAACGAUCCGAUCUUGUCUCUUUCGUUAAAUGCUUCUAUUGUCAUGGAAUGGAGGAAUUCUGAAAGGCAACACUUUAGUGUACUUUUACCCAGGAGAUCUCUAUUGAUCAUGUCCUCUGAGUCAAGGUAUGCAUGGACUCAUGGAAUCACUCCCCGUAAAACUGAUAUCCUCAAAAAUCAUGAAGGAAAUUUGACAGUGUGCGCCAGGGAAGUGAGGGUGUCUUUUACUUUUCGACAGUUGCGCCGUGAGGGGCCCUGUAUGUGCCAAUGGCCAAAGUUUUGUGAUUCUCAAACGCCUAAGACUGAAACCCAGGUUGACAGGCUGACUGAAGAUUGUGCAUCAAAGCUGGAAAAAAUUUAUGUCCAUCAGGUUUACAAUGAAAUUGCUUCGCACUUCAGUGAUACCAGACAUAAGCCUUGGCCGAAUGUCUUAAGUUUUGUAAUGUCUCUCAAACCAGGUGAUAUUCUUUUGGAUGUUGGUUGCGGCAAUGGAAAAUAUUUUGGACACAAUAAAUAUAUUGUUGAGAUUGGCUGUGAUCGUAGCUCUAAUUUGAUGGAAGUAUGCACAACGAGAGGUUUCCAAGUCUUCCAGUGUGACUGUUUGGUUCUACCUCUGUGCAGCUGCACAGUGAAUGCGUGUAUUAGUAUUGCUGUUAUUCAUCAUUUGUCAACACAAGAACGGAGAAAAGCAGCCAUCAAUGAGAUUAUUCGUGUCCUGAAGCCUGGCGGAAAGGCAUUGAUCUACGUUUGGGCAAAAAACCAAAACAAAGAAGAAAUGUCAUCAUAUCUGAAGCAAGACAGAAAGAAUCGAAGAAAGUCUGCAGAAACUAGUGUCAACCACACUAAGUUUAUCAGUUUAGAUGAGAGUAAUUACCCUAAAACGGCACCCGAUGAUCAAAUCAAAAGCUUCGGUGUUACAUUGCCCGUUCAUUCAAAUCGCACUAAUUUUCAGCACAACAACUUGCUUGUCCCAUGGAUAUUGAAACAUGGAGACUCUAAAAACGUUGAAAAAGCCCCUACUUUUCUCAGAUUUUAUCAUGUGUUUGAAGAGGAUGAACUAGUGCAGCUAUGCAUUAGCAUAGAAAAUUGUUCUGUAGAAAGGAGUUUUUAUGAUCAAGGAAAUUGGUGUGUCAUCUUAGUGAAGAGCUAGUAUUGAUGAGGACAGUGUAGUGGAUCUUUACCAUAAAACCUCAUCAGGGAAAGUUGCAAAAUGUUGCCUCUCUCAGUUCUAGCUUGGAAUGAGCUCUCAGGUGGGGGUGUAAAAAGUUUUAAAACGCUGACAGCUUCUUUAAAUCUAGCACUUCUACCUCGUAGCAUAAUUCUCAGAAGAAUAGAGUGAGUGAAAAAAAAGCUUCUAGAAGAAAAUACGUUUGAAGCUGUCACUAUUGUAACAGGAAGACCACCUUUCAUCAGAAAAAAAUCCAUUAAUAUUUUCAAAAAGUGAGACAAGGUCAUGAAAUUAAGUACCAUUCUAAAUGAUGCUCUCAGGUGAAACAAGUGCCACCAUCACAAUGAGUGUCCACUUAGUCUUUCUAUCAAAAAAUCAUUAAAUAAACGCAUUAUUGAAAACACAAAA
This is a messenger RNA of Bemisia tabaci, 2563 nucleotides long. RefSeq names its product tRNA (carboxymethyluridine(34)-5-O)-methyltransferase alkbh8. Gene Ontology annotation, cellular component: nucleus; cytoplasm. Gene Ontology annotation, molecular function: tRNA (5-carboxymethyluridine(34)-5-O)-methyltransferase activity; tRNA binding; S-adenosylmethionine-dependent methyltransferase activity. The record is from RefSeq and is a predicted model, not a curated record. NCBI's taxonomy places the organism in Eukaryota, Metazoa, Arthropoda, Insecta, Hemiptera, Aleyrodidae. Gene Ontology annotation, biological process: tRNA methylation; tRNA wobble uridine modification.